GAUGAUUAAGAUACAUUUAAAUAUCAAAAAACAAAUUUGUUUUAUGUUUUUCUUCGUUGUUAUAUUUUUUUUCUUUUUCAUAAAACAGCAUAGUAACAAUCAAUGAAUGAGAACUAACUAAAAGGAUACAAAUUUACUUGUUUUUUUUCUUUUAUUUCUGGGAUAUUUAAUUGAAUAAAACUUUUCUCUUUUUAUUUAUUUCUUCUUUACACAAUAUUUAAUACAUUUAAUAAUAAGCAUAAUCAUUAUAAGAUACUGAAUAAAUAAUCAAUAUAGUUACUUAGUGAAAUAUACAUUACAAAAAAAAUAUUUAUUACAUAAUUAAAGAUGAUUGAACAACGUAUUCAUAAUAAUGAAACGCAUAGAAUACUUAUUUAUACAGACUUAGCUCAAGGUACUGAAGUAACACAAAUUUAUACAAUAACUUCUAAAGAUACUGUGAAAGAUGUUAUUAAACAAAUAUUAGCUAGAAAUCAUUUAAGCUUAAAAGAUCCAAAUUUAUUUUAUUUAACUUAUAGACGUCAAACAAAUAAUGAUCAUCAUAAUAAUAAUAAACUUAUCAUGUCUAAGCAACAAGGAUUCCAUAGUAAUUUAUAUGAAGCAAUGGAAGUCAAUACAUUCAAUACACCAGGUAUUUGGUCAUUAAAUCAAAAUUCAAAAGAUAUUGAUGUCACAUUAUACAGUGAUGCAAUUUUAUCAAGAACGUUAGAUUUAACCAAAGAUAACAGGUUAACUCUUCAUAUGCAAACUGGUGGAGUUUUGAAAAUCUAUGAUAGCUGUUUCUCAAAUCCCGCUUCAAUUCGACAAUUUCAUAUAGCAAAGACAACAUGCAGUGAAGAGUUAAUUGAUUUAAUAUUGACUGUUACUUGUUCAAGUGACCCAGUUACAGAUUAUUGUCUUGUAGAAGAGGGUAUAAAUGAAGAAGGUAGAAUACUACGUCCUAAAGAUUAUCCUUUAUUGAUUGUUCAAAAUAGUCAAUCAUUAGGUGUAUUAGUUUUACGUAAGAAACAAGAUGCUUUAUUAAUGAAUAAACGACGUUCAGUUUGGAUGAAUAAAACCAAACCAUAUUUUCGACGUUCAGUACGAGAUAAAAGUUCACGUACACCAUCACCAGUGAAACAAACACUUACACAACGCUUAAAUCCUUUUCCGUGUAUUUUCAAAGGAUUAUCAAAAAGUCGAAUACUUGAAAAUAUUUCUUGUGAAACACUUCCAUCAUUUGAUAAAACUCAAUUCAUUGAAUCUGAAUGUCAAAUAAAUCAAGUAAAUGGUAAUGAAUUUAUAGACAAUAAACGUUCCCGACCAAAUUCAACAAAACCAUUAUCAUUUAGAUAUAUGAAUGAUUUAGACAGUGAAGAUAAAUUUGAAAUUUUCAGUCCGUCAAAUAAUAAUAAUGGUUUUGAUCAUUUAGGAAAUAAUAAUCAAACGUUACCAUUGUACAAUAAACCAUGUACUAUUCACUCUACGUCAAAUAAUGAUCAUAUUGCUUCAGAAUGGUCAUUAGCACCAUCUGAAACACAUCAUAUCAUGAAAGUUACUUCAACUACUCCACCCUUACCACCGAAAUCAACGAAUUCUCGAGGAAGAUAUUAUAAUGGAAUACAACAUAAGCAGUAUAAUUUUUAUCAUCCAUUUUUUUAUGAAAAACAAUCAGCUGAACCACAUCGUCAAAAUCCAUCGGUUACAGAUGGUAAUAAAAUUUGUAAACCAGAAAGGAGUGCAUCACCGAUUUUAGCUUUCGAUGCGAACCGUUUAUGUGAAAGUAGACAAAGUGCAGUUAGAUUUCAAGAAAAUACAAACACUUCUGGUAUUUGGACAAAAGAAAAUGAAUGUUCUCUGGAAGACACUACAAGCACAGCACAAACUAAUGGGUGUAAACCUAAAGUAUUUAUUGACAGAGCUCAAUCCAGUGAUUCUGUACAAACAUUCACUCCAGCUGAUUGGGAUGAUAAGACAACAAGUCAUGAGAAAGUAACAGAUUCGGCAAAUGUAGGUACAACGUAUGAUAAUGGUUGUAGCAAUACAAUCACUGAAUAUGAUGUGCCUCCUGACAAUUGUGUUGAUUGGAAGCACUCUAUACCUUUACCUAUUCUGUAUGAUUCGUAUUCAAAGCAAAAAUGCUCGGAUAAACCAAACAAUGACCACUGUAUCAAUCGAAGACUACCAAGUGACAUAAAUUCAACACAGACCAGUGAAAAGAAGCCACAGAUUCAACAAAAGAAAAAUCAAAGAGGAGAUAGAUCAGAAGAAAAUAAACACGGACAUGAUAUUCAAGCACAUAUCGAUUUCUGUACAAAAACAAAUGGUGAUUAUGAUGAAUCACUCAAUGGUUUUCUUCCUACUAUGAAAUUUGAUUUAGAUCAAAUGAAAUUACACAAUUCAUAUACUCAAGUGAACAUACCGCCUAAAUUAACUUUAAAUACUUAUAUUACUAACAAUUCACUAACAUUACGAGGAAUGACAAGUUUCGAAACAAUUACUACAAGUCAAAGCUGUGAAGAUAUUAGCCUUUAUAGACAUCAGAUCAUGUCGAAUGGUCAGAAUAAUUUACAAAAUGAAAGUUAUAGUUCAACAUCUCAUCUAAGUGUUCCAACACCUUUUCAUGAUUCAGAUGUGAGUGUUUCAAUGGUAUCCAAAGAAAAUAUGCUUACAUUAGCUACUGAAUUGCCAAUACAAUCAAAUGAAUUUAAACAGUAUGAAACUCAUUUAGACUUUUCACCGAAUACAUCUGUGCAUAAUAAUCAUAGUAAUAAUGAUAUUAGUAAUAAUAACAAUAAUAAUAAUCAUAAUAAUAAAUCGUCGACUUUGUUUCAGAAGCAUCCAGCUUCACAAGUACACAAAUUAUUCACCUAUAAUUUUGAAGCUAUAGGUAAUCAUAUUAAUAGUCAAUCCUCUUUGGAACUUGCCAGUGUAGAAAAUGAAAAAAAGGCAACUUUAAACAACUCAACACAUAUAAAGCAUAAGAAAAAAUCAUCGCAUUCAAAGAAACAUGAUAGAGCAAGUAUACUUGUACAUGGUUGUAAAAAAACAAAUGCUUCAUCUUCAGAUAUAGGAACUGUUGAAUCUUAUCCUUCAUUAUUCGAUGUAUUACAUCAUUGUGAUAUCUAUCGAGUUAUAUUAGAUCCAAAUCUCCCAAGUCUAAGUGAUCAACUUGGUUUACGUCUAUGUUUAACUAAAUUUCCAUUGGAUGAUGUACAAAGGGCUGAUACUCUACAAAAGUUGCAAAAUAAUCAAAUAUUUGACAUAAAAAGCUCAGAUGGAAGUGUUGAGACGAUGAACUCUAUGAAUAAUCUAAAAGGUCCAAAACCACAUAUUGGAUCUCGCAAUAAUGGUACUUUUAAACCAAUAGAGAUGAAACAUUCAAAUAUGGCCUUUGAUGUAGUGACUAUUGAAAGUAUUGAACCCGAUUCACCAGCAAGUUUUGAAGGUAGUUUAGCUCCUGGUCAUAUAAUUUUAGAAGUUGAUGGUAAAGAUUUGCUUCAUCCAAAAUGUCUUAAAGAUGGAUAUGGAAAUAAAUUGAAUAUUCUUACUAUUGCACAAAAUCAACUUCGAGCUGCACGUCAAGCAGCUUUAAAUGGUGAAAUUCCACCAAUUCGUAUAACUGCAGCACAAUAUCAUAAUAACUUUGGUUUGGCUAACACAGUAAGUAAUCUGGAACGUAUUAGUUUAUCUGUUCGUCAUAAAAAUGGAUUAAAUGGAAAUAUGCACAUAUCUACAAAUCAUACUACAUUUGAUAAACUACAAAGAAGUAAUGGUGUUGUACGUGAUAAUGAUCAACAAUAUGAUACAGAUUUUGAUCAAAUGAAUGAAACUAGUCAAUCAUUUAAAACAUCAGAUCCAAGUGAAAUUUAUAGUAAAUGUAAUUCAGAAUUAACUAAUACUGGUGAAGAUUUAAUUGAAACAUUAAAAAAUCAAUUAAUCUGGUUUUCACGUAAUCAACAAAUGAAUUCAUGUCAAUCACCAUUUGAUCCAAGAUGUUUAGAUAAUUAAAUCAAUAUGUUACCAAUGAAUUGAUGUUCAUGGAAAUGUCUUUAUUUAUCUAUUCAUUCAUUCAUAAAUUUGGAAUGUUCUAUAGAUAUGUAGCGGCUUCACUUCAUGUUAAACAAUUAAUCAUCACAUGGCAUCAAAUACUGACCGAAUAGGACUUUUUCUUCCCAAUUCGUUAAUUAUCUUAGAUUUUAUUGUAAUUUGUGUAUAUUCUGAACGUUUUUUGUUUUUGUUUUUCGUUUCUAACUGAAAAUCUAAACAACUUUCAUAG
Schistosoma margrebowiei is the source of this 4258-nucleotide messenger RNA. The record is from the annotation of a GenBank genome assembly. Lineage: Eukaryota; Metazoa; Platyhelminthes; Trematoda; Strigeidida; Schistosomatidae.